UCAGUCUGUCAAUGUCAAAGUCCGCCCCGCAGUAUUGUCAAAAUCCUUGUGUGACGCAUUUAUGUCGUAGAAUUGAUCUGAUUGUCGUAACGUAUUUACGACACAACUUACACUGAUUUUACGACAUAACUCUUCCGAAAUGGACUAAAAUUAAAGAAAAUAUAAUAUAUGGACAAUUUUUUUUUUUUAAUUCGUUACUUUUCACAGCCUAUUUAAUUAACUAUUUGUCAAAUCCUUUACUACUAUAAGUAAUGAUAUCUCUAGACCCUUUAAAUCUAGAUGAUGAUCAUCCGAAGACUGAUAAAUCAUUAAUUAAUAAUGAUGAUUAUGUCGAUAUAACUGAACAAGUAUUUAAUUCCUUAUCACUUAUAACCAACAAUAAAGUGGUUAAAUCCGAUUAUUUUAAUCUUCUUGAUGGUACGAGAGCUCUUGAGGUUCUUAAUCCCAAAUUAGAUACUGGAUUAAUUCAAUUAUCCCAAAUCGAAUUGGAAUUCGAUACUUCUGCCCCACAAUCUCUUGAUCAAAUUAUUUCAAUAAAUAAUAGACUGAUUAUAUUACUUAUGAGUUGGUUAAAUCAUAGUUCUCUUCCAGUUACUGUGUUGAGCAAUCGUUACAUCCUGAUUUUGUUGGACAAUUAUACUCUCAGGAGAAGUCCAUAUAUUGAUCUCUUAGAUCAUUUUUCAUUUUCGGAAAAGAGAUUACCAAAUAAUUCUACAUCUAUAUCUACAUCUACUGAUAAGUCAUCAACAUUUGAAUAUCAAUUAGUACACCGUGCAUUAAAAAUAUUUUCUAUUGGAUUAACUAAAUUCAUUGGUAUUUGUUUGAAAGUGGGUCAGGAUUCCUUAUAUGAAGAAGAAGACUUAACAAUGCGCAAUAUGAAUCUUGAUUUCUUAAUGGAUGUUGAUCCAGAUGAAAUAAUUGAACAUAUAGAAACAACCAUAGAAUGGUUACUUUCUGAAUCUCAAUCUCAUACAGGUGUUGAUAUCCUAGUAUCACAAUUGAAUUUGAUAAAAUGUUUAAUUCAGUUAAUACUUAUCUUUGAACAUCGUUCUCAACUCUUUGAUCCAACAAAUGAAGUGACUCAUCUCACUUCUAUAUUCAAUCGAGCACAAGAGCAAAUCUCCUUUUUACGUGUUCAAGAAUAUGGCAAUACUGUUGAAGGAUCAUUUUCAAAAUUUGUUCAAUUAGAUAUGGAUAAUAAAAAUAUACCUAGUGAAAUCUACCAAAUCCCCUCAUCACAAGCAUGGGAUAGCUUAUCAACCUUAUUUUCCAAUAUUUCUAUGUAUGUCAAGCUUUCCAAUUCCACAAGUUCGUUCAUUCAAUUCGAAAAUUUUCUAAGAUUUGAUAUUGCCAAUCAAAUUGAGGACUUUAAUGUUAUUGCAAGAGGAUUCUUUCAAUUAUACUUGGUGAGAGAUGAUAAAUCUAUACUUGGUAGUUUUGACACUCUAACAUUAACAGAUUAUGUGUUUGAACUGAUUUCAGCAGUGGUGGGUCCUAAUUCAACUAUUCUUCGUUUAAAUGAUGAUAAAGAUGUUAAUUCUCAAAAACAAGAUGAUUGGUUCGCAUUAGUAGGAGAGUUGGAGAAUGCACUAUAUCAAAAUCUAUGCAUUGUCGCCCAUAAUCCAUGUCGACAACAACAACUUACAUCAAGAGCACUCUUGGUAUGGGAUACUCUUCAAGUUUCAUGGGAAUCAUUUGAACUAGAUAUCUAUUCAACCCUCCAAAUUGGUGAUGAUUUAGGUUCAGAGCCAGCAUUACCUAUAAGUUCAUACAUUUACUAUACUAAACUCAAUCUUAUGAUUGACCUUGCAUUGAAUGGGACUGCCUUAGAAUUAUAUCAAGAUUUUGAAAUUUACGUUAUUUAUUGGUAUAGUAACUACCUUAUAAAUCUACUUAUGGAGCUUUUAUCAACUAGAAUAGCUACAAUCAUUACUAAUAAAAUUCAUUAUAUUGAAAAAGUUCAUCCAAAGAAGAUCAAAAAAGUUAAAGCUGGUCCUAAAAAGGAAAACCUUAAGAAUCAACAUCAAAUCAAUACUCAGAAGCAUUUACCAUAUUUAUUGACUAUUCAAAAAUAUCAUAAUGAAUACCUCCUUAAAUAUUGGGCAGCACUUAGUAAUUUAUUAGAAAGUAUUUCAUUUUACCUUAUCGUUCUUUCAGCAUACAAGUUGAUUCCUGUAUUUGAAUCUGAAUUGAUCUUUAAAUCGAGAUUAAAGCCUUGGUCAAGUAUUGGUAUACCAAAUCUUCCUACAUUCCAACAAUAUAAUAAUUCACUUAAAUUUGAUAAUUCAGAACCUGAGAAAUCAAUACUGAUUUUGAAUCAUAUUAAGACCAAAAUUGAUAGUUCAAUUCAACAGUAUAAGAAUCUUAUUGAUAAUCUUAAAUCUUCUGAAGGAAUCUCUGAAUUUUGGGUAGAUACUACUCAAGUGAUUAAAUGGUAUGAGGAUAUCUUAAAGACUUCAAUUGGUUAUUCACUUGAAAUAUCUCAAUUCACCAAUAUAGUCAAAGAAUCUAAAACUAAUGACUUAUCUACCUUGUACAAAGUUAAUAUAUCUAAGGGAUAUCACAAACAAUUCCCAAAGAUUACAGUUAAAGCUAAAUAAUGUAUAUAGAAUUCAUAGCCUAUCAUAUAAUAAA
Molecule: messenger RNA, 2634 nt
Organism: Scheffersomyces amazonensis
Lineage: Eukaryota; Fungi; Ascomycota; Pichiomycetes; Serinales; Debaryomycetaceae
Exons: 2
Coding region: 252-2600 (782 amino acids)
Biological process (GO): N-terminal peptidyl-methionine acetylation
Cellular component (GO): NatC complex
Source: RefSeq, a predicted model, not a curated record